AUGACAGAUAGUGAUUAUAAUAUCGUGCGUCAAUAUCUUACGAAAGCAAUGCAACCAAAAUUGAAUUGGUACAGAUCAACUAUUGCUAAUGUUGAUUGGGAAGACGAAAGAAAUAUCGAUCCAACUAUUCGACGUUCAAUUCUCUUUAUGAGAGGAAAGCAGAUCGAUAUCUGUCGUGAAACAUCUCUUGCAAAACAAAAUUCAUUUACGCCCGAUAUUGAAAUAAUUGAUUUCGAUACUGGCCAUUGGUUAAUGGAAGAGCAGCCUGAAGCAAUUAAUCAAGCCAUCGAAGAAUGGAUUAAAAAAAUUCUAUAA
Rotaria sp. Silwood1 is the source of this 315-nucleotide messenger RNA. The record is from the annotation of a GenBank genome assembly. Lineage: Eukaryota; Metazoa; Rotifera; Eurotatoria; Philodinida; Philodinidae.